Messenger RNA from Cinara cedri, 7145 nucleotides. NCBI's taxonomy places the organism in Eukaryota, Metazoa, Arthropoda, Insecta, Hemiptera, Aphididae. The record is from the annotation of a GenBank genome assembly.
AUGGUUUACAAUUUGAAAGCCAUUUUAGAAAAAUACCCACGUGAGAAAAAUGAAAAUACUAAAUUGGCGGUUUUAACCAGCGGAGGUGAUUCACAAGGUAACAUAUAUAUUAUAUUAUACUUUAUACCCUGUUAAAAAAACUGUAUGACGUUUAUCUAAUAAAAAUUUAAAAAAAAUAUAUUAAGAUAAUAGCAAAGACAGAUUCAAGGGAGGAAGGCGCGAUGGGGACGAUCUCCUUCGCCCUCUCGCUCCCUAAUACACUCUUAGCUUGAUUUUCAUUAUAAAUGUGUGUCUUAUACAAAUUUUAAAAAUGACUACCCUCGGUAAUACAGAAUAAAAUAUUUUAAUAUAUUCAGUUUUAAAAUUUAACAUUUGUAUACUAUUCCAGAAAUAUGUACGUAUACCACUUAUAUAAAUAAAUAUAUUAUAGUUGAAUAAUUAGAUGUUCUUUUAUUAGGAAUGAAUGCUUCCAUAAGAGCUGUUGUUAGAAUAGCAAUUCAACUCGGUAUGACCGUUUACUUGGUUAAAGAAGGAUACUAUGGACUUAUCGUAGGUGAAAAUUAUAUAGUUAAAGCUAAUUGGCAUGAUGUAUCUUCCAUUCUAAGUGUGGUAAAUUAUAUUCUUUCUAUAAACUAAUUUUACAGUUAAGUAUAUAAUUAGAUAAAUAAAAUGCAUUACAAAAUCAUUUGAGCAUAGGGCGGGACAAUCAUUGGAACCAAGAGAUGUAUGGAGUUCAUGACUAGAGAAGGAAGACUGAAAGCGACCAAAAAUAUGGUAACACUUGGUAUCUCAAACUUGGUGGUCAUUGGUGGUGACGGGUCUCUAACGGGAGCUAACCUUUUUCGCGAGGAAUGGCAAAGCUAUAUUGAUGAACUCUUGAAAAAAGGUACAUAAUAGUGUUUACUAUAUCUACCUAUUUUUCUUGUAAUUCCGGAAUUAAAAUAGUAUAGUAAAAUCUAUGCAUCUCUUAGGGGAAAUAAACCAAGCGAAUAUAAAAACAGUGAAUCAUUUAAACUUGGUUGGUAUUGUGGGAUCAAUCGAUAAUGAUUUCAGUGGCACAGACAUGACAGUUGGAGCAGACUCAGCUCUACACCGUAUACUCGAAGCAAUCGAUUCGAUUGUAAGCACAGCGUCUUCUCACCAAAGAACCUUUAUAAUGGAAAUAAUGGGCCGAAAUUGCGGGUAAACAUUUUUUAAAUAAACACUUAAUAUAGUAUGUACGAUUUAUGUACACAAAAUGCAAAACCAUGUUUAUAUUAAAUCAAUAAUAAUUAAUUGUCUUAUAAUUUAUGUUAUUUUAUAUUUAUUUUCUAGAUAUUUAGCUAUAAAAAGUGCCUUAAUGUGCGAAGCUGAUUACUUGUUUAUCAGAGAAUGGCCACAGAAAUCGAAUUGGCCAGAACAAUUAUGUGAAAAUGUAUUGAGGGUACGUAACUGUCAUUUGUAUAAAAUAUUAUUUGAUGAUCCUGUUUAAUCAAAGACCGUAUUUUAAAUUAAAAAUAAUUAAAAUUUUCGAAAAUUGAUUAUAUUCUCGGUUUAAAACGGUUUCCGUUUAAUUUCAAAAUAGGCCACCUAAAAUACAAAACUAUAUUUCAAAAAAUAACGUUAAAAUGUUAACAAUCUGUCCCCAAUAACGUAGAUAAUAGUUAUAUUAUAUAAACAAAAAAUUAUCAUUUUUCCGUAAUAUUUUUCUAACGGAUAUAUAAUCGACUGUAUUAAUAAUGGAAAGCAACAAUAAUGAAAACAUUUGAAUUUAUUCAUAAGAAAUCAAUAUAACCUACCAAACAAUCAUAAGGAGUAUAGUAUAGGCAAUUUAAAUGACAUUCCUGAAAUUAUGAACAUUGCCACACUCAAAGAUAUUUUGUAAUCAUAACAUUUAUCAGUUAUUUAAACUCUUUUCGAGAUUAACAGAUUAUCGAUACGAGGUUUUUACGUUAAACACACUCACGGUGUGUAUAAUAUAUUAAGCCAUUUUGGUUAGAUGGUGUUAUAAUAUUAUAAUGUAUCAUAUAUUUUUCAGGCAAGAAAAUAUGGUAAACGGCUUAAUAUAAUAAUUGUUUCUGAAGGGGCGGUCAGCGACAACGGUGAAGUUAUUUCAUCGGAAAUGGUUAAAAAAGUUUUAGUGGACCAAUUACAACAGGAUGCUAGAAUCACGGUUCUAGGGCACGUGCAGAGAGGUGGUUCUCCUUCGGCUUUUGACAGAGUUUUGGUAAAUCGAAUAUUAUAGAUCAACUCUUUUAUGAGUUUUUGUCGAAUUUUCCCUGAAAAUGGAGACUAUUGAACUGUUAUAAUAUUUAUUUUUCCCGGUACUUUUGAAAAUUUCUAGUGACUCCCUCUGGACCAAAUGACUUAUGAACUCAAAUUCUGGAGUCGUUUUGUUGGCAAAUUGAAGUCAUAAAUGUGGGAUUAAAUUUGAGUGAAUAUAAAUUUAACCGUAUUGAUGUGGAUGAAGAGUAUUUUUUAGCUUCAUACACCUCUACAGACUCCCCAAAUGAAAGCAGAAAAAUGCCAUUUUGUACAUGCAUAGAAUUUAUAUCAAGGAUGUACCUUCUAUAGGCCUCUAGGGGUUUCAACUUAAAUUUAAUAAAAUAAGUGGGGAAAAUUCGACUCUAGUAAACAGAGCAUUACUGCUUGCGGGUAAUAUAAUCUAAUGGUAUACUAUCGAUACUAUUAUAUUAGGCUUCACGCAUGGGUGCUCAUGCUGUGUUAUCGUUGUUAGAAGCCACACACGAAUCCGAACCAAAAGUCGUGUGUUUAAAGGCUAAUGUAAUUGUUACUUCGUCGUUAGUGGAAUGCGUUAAAAAUACGUCUGAAGUUGCAGAAGCAAUUAGUAAAAAAGAUUUCGAUAGAGCAUUGAAACUCCGAGGCCCGUACGUACAUACAUAAUAUUAUUAUAAUACAUUAUAGUUUACUGUGAUUAUAUGAGGUGUAUAAAUAAGUUAUUAAGAAGUUGUGGGUUGUAGGACAUACAAUGUAUUUUUAUAAUACUGAAGUAUUAUAAUAUACAAUUUUAAAUUAUUUUUAUGUUAAUUCAUACAAAUUUAAUUAUUACGAUUAUAAUAUAUUACACAUAUUAUUAUUAUUAUAUACAUUGACUUGUGUUGUAUAUUUUUGUGAUGAGUUGGGUAUUCUUCAAGUAUUAAAUUAUAAUAAUAUUAAAUUUGGUUAUAUAUUAUUGAUACUUCUACAUGUACAUAUAGCAUGGCAAAAUUAAAUAAUAGUUCUUAAUCCAAAAAAUAAUCUUUAUAGUUUGUAUUUAUAGCACUUUAUAGUUUAGUGGCAUCUAUUUUAGCCACCACCAUCUACAUGACUAGAUUUUGAUGUUCUUCUAAUGUUCAUUGAACAAAAAUGUUAAAAAUAAGUAGUAAAAUGAUAAAAGCAUGCUUAAUAAAUGCUAUCCUGAAAAAAAUAUUUCUGCCUAUUUGUAGUAGUUUUACAAGUGGCUUCCAUACAUGCUGCCAUAGUCUAGAUAAUUUCCGAACCAUUCAAAUAAUUCUGUACAUCUACUGUAUGAAGAAAAGUGACCUCCAUAUACACCACUAUCACAUAAGUAUAUAAUUUUGGUUUUAAAAUUUUAACGCACCUUUUGAAUACUGAUUGGAAUAGAGAAUAUUUUCUAGACAUUUGUAUGUGCAUAACACUAAUAUCAGAUUUACCGUUUAUGAGUUAUGAUCGUUUAACGUUUAAACCCCGGAAGAGCAGGGAAGAGUUAUCAAUUAAUCAUUUAAAAAGCUGUCCUAGGAUAAUGGGAACAGGUACAGCCACUGUUAUGGGUAACUUAAUGUAUACCUGUAAGCAAUGAUAAACCGUUGCUAACGAAAAAACGAUUCUAAAUUAGAAUAGUUCUUCUUCUACUAGUAGAAAAAUUGUUCACAAAUAAAAAAAAUAUAAACACCCUAUUGUAAAACUAUAAACUUCUUUGCUCUGCUCAGAAUCUAAAAAAAUUAUGUAAUUUAUUACCCUUCCAUUCUCUUCCGGUCUAAAUAUUAACGAUUGUAAACUUAUAACUCAUAAAAGUGAAUUUGAUAUUAAUAUUGUGUAUAUUAAAAUGUUUAAAACUAUAUUCUCUAUUUGAAUCUGUGUUUAGAAAGGUGAGUUUAUAUUUGAAAAAUAAAAAUUUAUACUUAUUUUAGGUGUAUGGAAUAGGGAUGAAAUAUUAAACACCGUUUUAAAAUAAAGCUUAACUGAUUUCACAAUGAUUAAAGAAAAAAAAAAAAAAACAGAAAUCAAAUUCACUUAAAAUUACAGAUUCAUGAUUAAAAAAAAAUCAACUAUACAAUAAAUAACCACUUCAAAUAAAUAACUUAAUCUAUUUCAUUUAACUUUAUCCAUUUUCAGUAAUUUCUUGCAAAAUCUAGAAACAUACAAACACAUGAUGAACAAAGAGAUUAUUUCAAAUAUAGACGUUUGUAUUUAUGUUUGUUAUACGUAUGUACAUUAAGUUGUACUAAAAAUCAUCGUAUAUUAUAGGGUAAAAUAACUUUAAUAUUGAAUAUCGGAGGUUCAAGUAAUGGUAUUAACGCAUUGACAUAUUCCAUUGUCAGGGCAACCAUAGCAUCUAACAAUCGGGUUCUUGCCGCAAAAUUUGGAAUUGAAGGAUUUAUACAAGGCGAAGUAAAAUUUUAGUGACUAAUUAUUUUUUUAAAAAAGGCAAUACACUAAGUACUAAAAUUACUUAGAGUUAUUUACAAAUAUCUGUACAAACAUUUUUUUUUCGGAAUAUAGGUAAUUGAACUCUUCUGGGCCAAUGUUAUUGGUUGGCUAAAUAAAGGAGGUGUCAAAUUGGGUAUAACAAGAACAAUUCCGGAUACACAAAUGUUAGAGCAAAUGGCCCAGCAAAUGAAAAACUUAAAUAUCAAUGCAUGCGUAAUAUCUGGAGGAUUAGAAGUAAUUCUUACAUAUUAAUAGUAGACAUUUGUCUAAAUCGAGCAUUAAACUCUUACGGUUUAAUUUUUAUAUGACAAUGAGUGCUAAUCAUAUAAACAGGCCCUGAAGACCGGCAUAAUAAUGAAUGAUUUUCGGAAAAAAUAUGAAGAAUUUUGUAUACCGAUUAUUGUGGUUCCGGUAACGUAUAGUAACAACGUUCCAGGAACAGAUUUUUCAUUAGGAGCAGAUACGGCUCUUAAUCAAGUAGUAAAGGUAACGAUUAAUAAUUAUUUUUCAUGCUAAAAACUAGACUAAUACUAAUACUAAUCGUUAAAAUUGCAGUAGUUUCAUUUCAGUUUUAUGUUUAAAUUUCUAAAUUUAUAUUUGAACAUAAAAUGAAACUUCUAUUUAAAACUGUUAAUUUCAACUAAGUUCUGAUGGAAAAUUAAAUUAAAGUUGUGUACCUAUUUAUAUUCUAUUAUACCUAGAUACAUCGGUAAUAGUAGGUAAUAUACGAAAGGCACAGGCCUCAAGGAGCCUCAAUAUUUACAUUGAUGGUACUGGGGUAACGCAGCUGCCGCAAGAUAAUAUAAGUAGGUAGUAAUCCAUUUUUGAAAAUUGUUCAGCUGAACCAAACUCAUCUACAACUGCAUAAACUAGGUACAUCAUUGUUGAAACAAUACAUCCAAUAGUUUAUUUUUAAUAUUAUCCAAUUUAAGCUUUUUGUUUCACUGAAUAGUACUCAACAAUCAAUAAUAAUUAUUUCAAAUAGCGCCAUCGAAUUGUAGUAUGUUAUCUCAAAAUUGAAAAAAUGAACCUAAAACUAUUCUAAUUUUCCCGUUAGCCCUUCGUAUAUUAUUAUAUUUUCGUUGAUAAAAAAAAAGAAAUGAUCGCUUUAUGUUUAAUUUCAUUUAAUUACAUAGAGACAAGAAAUAAAAUGAUUUAUAAAAAUUGAAAAAAAUUAUAUUUAAUUUUUUUUUUCUUAUAGCUAUGCGAUAUUAUAAGACAAUCAGCGGAAGGUCAUCGUCCACGAGUAUUUGUAGUUGAAAUAUUAGGUGGCCUCUGUGGAUAUUUAACAUCUAUGACAGGUAAUUUAGUGACUAAUUUAUUAUUAAGGAUUAUUAUAAUAUUUACUCGUAUUCAGGCUAUAGAGCACUAAUAACUAAUAUUCUAUGAGUAAUACUAUUUUAAGAAAAAAUAAAAUUUAAUUGUUUUACAUUAUUUAUUAAAAUUGAAAGCUUUGGCGUGCGGUGCAGAUGCAUCGUAUAUUCACGAGGAAGAGUUUAAUUUCAUCGAUUUAAUGGAAUGUCUCUAUAGAAUGGCUGAAAAAUUUGAGACUAAACAAAUUACCAGAGGACUUGUAUUAAGGUCAAAAUAUUUGAAUAAUUUAUUUAUAAUAUAUUUAUUUUUUGUGCUACCAAUUAAAAUUAUACAAGUAUUUUAUAUUAUACACAUUUUUAAUUUUUGAUUAAAUAAUGUAUAAAUUAUAGUUUAAAAUGAAAACAUUCUGUAUAGACAACAAUCAAAUUUGCAAUGUACAUUUUUAACAAAUUUAGAAACUAAACAAUUAAGUUUAUUUUGUAUUUCUAGAUCUGAAAAAGCAAAUGAAAAUUAUACAACUGGUUUUAUAAAAAAAUUAUUUACUGAAGAAGGUAAAGAUUUAUUUACUACAAGAGCAUCUAUUUUAGGUAUGUACUCGUAUUUAUAAAAUAGUACCUAAUUAAGUUAUAUCAUUUUAAAAAAAAAUUUUACCUACAUUAAAACUAAAGUAAUUAUUAAAACUAUAAAAAGAUUUAUAAAUAAUAAUAAUAAUUAAUAGAUAACUAUUUAACUAUUUAAAUAUAUUAUUUGAUUGAAGUAAUUUGUAUAAUAUUACGAACAUAGGUAGUAUUGCAACUGGAGGAGUUCCUAGUCCAUUUGAUAGAUCGUUUGCUUUAAAAGAAGGACAAAUGGCAGUAGAAUGGAUACAAAAUAUUCAGAAUCAAUGUCCAAGUAUGGUGAAAUCACCAAGUUCAGCUGUACUUUUGGGUUUAAUUAAAAAUGAUUACAAAUUCACAAACCUAGAAGAUCUCAAACCACUUGAAAAUGAAACGUACGUAUCUAUCAACAGUGGCGCAACCAGGAUUUAUUUUCGGGGGGAGAUUUAUAAAUUUGAAAAAAUUAAACUUCUGAUGGUGUUUGGCGGGGUGUAAGAUUAAGUUAGGUGGUGAGUAAAAUCUUUAAAUUGUCUAACUUUCAUUCAUAGACAGCACAUAAUGGAAACAAAUUUAGAUUCAUAUUAA